CAAUCACACACUUCGGUCGGUGCGCUCCAAGAUGGCGGCUUCCAGUGCCCUGCAUCAUACAUCAUCGCAUUUGAAAGCUAAAUAUUACUAUCUCCCGGUCGCCUAAACUCACGAGGAGGCAGAGCAGAAGAAGCCGAAGCCAGUGAAACGCGGAAACGGUUUCCCCAUGCUUUGUUCGCGAGAGGAGCCGGUUUCGGUGUCGGACUAAAGGGGGUUGUGUUAUCCGAGUAUGGCCACCGACAACAGGAUCAAUUUUUGGAGGAGAAACGCAAAGGUUCCCGGAAGUGUACAGCCAGUUUAUGGAGCACAGCAUCCACCUCUCGACCCACGAUUGCGACGCACGUAUCCCAAAGACAUAAAGCCCAAGUUCAACAAUCUCAAGUCUAAAAAGGCCUCUAGCUUCCAUGAGUUUGCGCGCAGCACCAACGAUGCAUGGGACAUUGACGAUGAGGAGGACGAGGAUUUUCUCGGGACCCACGCUCCAAUUUCAUCCUUGCCAUCAGGCCUGCACUCCACAUCCAUGCAGAACCAGCAGCAGCAGAACCAGGCAGGUGUCACAGAAACUGGGGUGUCACACAGGCUGCCAGCUCCCAGGACAGAAGCUCAAAACCUCCAGGAUGCGCAGGAGGAGGACACGGACUGCGAGCACGUCAACGGCAAGGUUGUCAAGUCCAGUAGUGACGCCCACCUCAACGCGUCCUCAGUUCGCUCCACGCUGCAGAAGCAGCACACUCUCCCAGUUCGUCCCAUCAUCCCACUUGUUGCUCGCAUCUCAGACCAGAACGCAUCGGGGGCACCACCCAUGACCGUGCGGGAAAAGAACCGUCUAGACAAAUUUAAACAGCUGCUGGCUAGUCCCAACACCGACCUGGAGGAGCUCCGGAAGCACAGCUGGUCGGGCAUACCAAGAGAAGUCCGGCCAAUCACGUGGAGACUUCUCUCUGGCUACCUGCCGGCCAACAAGGAGCGCAGAGAGCUGGUGCUAAAAAGAAAGCGAGAAGAAUACUUUGGCUUCAUAGAACAGUAUUACCAUUCCAGAACAGACGAGCACUAUAAAGACACAUACAGACAGAUCCACAUCGACAUUCCAAGAACCAACCCUCUGAUUCCUUUGUUCCAGCAGCCCGUAGUACAAGAGGUGUUUGAGCGUAUUCUCUUUAUCUGGGCCAUCCGUCACCCAGCCAGUGGUUACGUCCAGGGAAUCAACGAUCUGGUCACACCCUUCUUUGUCGUCUUCCUGUCUGAGUUUGUCACGGAGGAUGUUGAGAACUUUGAUGUGGCAGCGCUGCCUUUGGAUACCCAGAGAAACAUCGAAGCUGACAGCUUCUGGUGUAUGAGCAAGCUGCUGGAUGGAAUACAGGACAACUACACCUUUGCUCAGCCUGGAAUCCAAAACAAAGUGAAAGCUUUAGAGGAGCUGGUCAGCAGGAUAGAUGAGGACAUUCACAAUCAUUUCAAGAAAUAUGAGGUGGAGUACCUGCAGUUUGCUUUCCGGUGGAUGAACAAUCUGCUAAUGAGGGAGCUGCCACUUCGUUGCACUAUCCGUCUCUGGGACACCUAUCAGGCUGAAGCAGAGGGUUUCUCCCACUUCCACCUCUACGUCUGUGCUGCUUUCCUCAUUGAGUGGCGCAAAGAAAUCCUCUCCAUGGUUGACUUUCAGGGCCUUCUUAUGCUACUUCAGAACUUACCUACAAUCCACUGGGGUAACGAGGAAGUGGGUCUCCUCCUGGCUGAAGCUUACAGACUAAAGUACAUGUUUGCAGACGCACCCAGCCACUACAAGAGAUAGACCCCAGGCUGAGUGCCUUUACCCGACUAUGACUGGAUGGACCCACAGCAUCUCAAUAUGCUCCAGACUGCAAGUGAGGUAACCUGGAGAAGACUUAUUCAAGCACAGCUCCAGGACACCUGCAGGAUGUUAUCUCAGAGCCACAAAUCGUAAUCCUGUGAAAGUGAAGUCCAGUGAAUAUCACAUUGGAUUUGGGUUUAUGGUGUACCUGUAAAGCGCAGUGAAUAUGAGACUAUUUGCAGUCAACGUACUGCACUGUAUCAAAGGACUGUUACAGUAUAAAAAAAAAACAUAGCUAUGCCAUCUUGGUUUACUUUUAUUGUUUUUGGUCAUGCACCAUUGAUUGGUGCAGUGAAAUGUAAACUCAGAAGAACUUGCUGUAUUAUAAAGGAAUGAUGAAUGUUUGUGAAAUCAUCCUUUUAGUCAAAGAUGAUAUCUACAGUUUUUUUUCCAGAUUUGUUUUAGUAGUUGUUUUACAAGGGGAAAAUAUCAGGCAAUACUUUGUCAUUUUCUCUUUUAAAAUGUAUUUAGUCCGACACUGUCAAGCUGUGGGUUACCAAAUCUGCACUGUACAAUCAACUUAUAAAAGUCCUUAGUUUGGACUUGAAUCAGCCAGUUUAAUUGGCACUGACCCAAGAGUAGCAGAUAGUACAAGAUUCUGUGUUUUAUUUCAGGCUGUUUAGGUUAAAUGUAGAGGAGCUGAUUUUGUGUAGCCAUUGCGAUGAGACUCUUGGGUAUAGCUCAUAUAUAUCAACAGAGGUAAAAUGUGAAGUUGGAGACCUUCUGGUUAAUGUAGCUUUGAAAUUCCCCUGUUUUAUUUUAAUUAGAUUGUGGUGCAUAUUAAAGCGGCAGUAGGUAACUUUUAUAAAAAUAACUUUUUGUCAUAUUUGCUGAAACUUUCACUAUAUCCUGACUGUAGUACAUGAGACGGAUAAACUGUGAAAAAAUCAGGUUCCUCUGACUCCUCCUAGUGCUCCUAAUGGCAUUUAUAAGAAUCCACUGGGCCUGAACGAAAACCACUAAUCAGAGGACUAGGAGGAGCCAGAGGAACCAGAUUUCUUCACAGAUUAUCUGUCUCAUGUACUACUGUCAGGAUAUAGUGAAAGUUUCAGCACAUAUGACAAAAACGUAUUUUUAUAAAAGUUACUAUUGCAGCUUUAACACUCUGAUGGCAGCACGGUGAUUAAGCGCUGUCUCCUCACAGCAAGAUGCACCUGGGUUUGAAUCCUGGUUGGGACAGCCCUGCGUGGGUCUCCUCUGGGUGCUCUGGUUUCCCACUCCAUCAAAAACAUGUUUUGUUUGGUUCCCCUGUCAGUAACCUUGACUAAGACACUGGCGUAGAACUGACAGCGUACAGUGGCUGCCCACUGCUCCUAGAAUGGAUGAAAUGCAGAGAGCGAACUUCCCUCCGGGGGAUCGGUAAAGGGAUAACUUCACUAUAACUGGCACAAAAUGAGAUCAGUAAGAACUGGUCUGUUUUGGACUGAGUGUUGAUUUUAGCAAACAUCUGUUUAUUAUGCAUAACUAUGAGAGUAGUAUCUUAUAAAUUAUGUUAUAAUCUAUGAAGUAUCUAAUUAGAUACCUGUGGUCACUGUAAAAACUGCAUAUGCAUAAAAAAAUAGUUGAAUUGUUUGAUUCCUCAGUUUAGAAUAAUUUUAAUAAUUGUUGAUGGGCUUGAAGAUAUUUUUAAAAUGAAAUUUUCUGUGCUUGCCGGUACUGAAGGACGUUUAGUCACACCAUCCUACUUGAGACAGUCCUGUGGACACAGUGCAGCUCACAAUGUAUGACAAUGCCUUUGCAUUUGUAAUGUACUCCUGUCUUUUAAAAUGUAUAUGGAUAAAUGCUUUGUUAUCAUUAUUGCUUGUGUUUUGUAUUUGUCUAAGGUUCAGGUUAGGUUUAUUAUUCUGUCUGAGACUUUUUCCAGUCUGUGACCUGAUCCAAGAAACAUUUGUAACAGCAUUGUUUUUUGUUUUUUGGGUGGGGUGUGAAUAUGUGUGUUACUACUCAUCUACCUUCAUUACCAGUGCUAAUUAUAACACAGUGUAUGUUUGAAAGAUAUGACAAUCAUGAGCCUUUGGUACUUUGGUUUCCCUAUUAGAUGAAUUGAACCAAACACUGUUGCAGAGUUUAAAAUCCGGAUUUAAUGCAACCUAGAUUCUUGGCUAUUACCCUGGUUAACCAUCUCUCAUGGUUAGAAUAAGUCUUAAUAUUAUCAUCAUCCAGGAAUUAUAUAUAAAUAUAAUGUCAUGAAGGUCCUCUAUGGCAUUAUAUUCAUUGGAGUAAAUCUUAAAUAUUAUGGUACGUAAAUUGAGUCUGUGAAAUAGAUCAUUAUAAUUUUUGGAAACAUCUAACACUGUUAUAUACCUUUUAAAGGUUUAUUAAUUUCAGUUAAGCAGCAUAUAAUCUCCUUUAAACCCAUCUGAAACAUUUUGAAUGUGUUUGUGAGUGUAACAGUAUGCCUCUAGCCUUAAAGUAGGUCUUCUUCAUUCAGGUGCGCCAACUGAUUGUGUCACUACUGAAAUGCUUUUGUUCACUCCAUGCUGUUUUUAUCUGAAGGUCGUAUGUCCUCAAAAUGUGAUGUUAGUAACUAAAGGCUGACAAAGUGAAAACUUGUUGAUUUUUUUCAAAAGUGUUCAUGCUGUUUCAACAAUAAUAUGCCAAAUUUAUUGGGCCAAUAUAAUCUGUUUUAGAGUGCUUCAGUAGUCAGUGCUGGCUUCAGCAUAAAAUUAAGAAUACUUAAAUUAUUACAGUAACUGCUGUAUAUUCACUUUUUGUUUAUAUUAAACUAUUGUUAUUCUUUA
This is a messenger RNA of Dicentrarchus labrax (European seabass), 4590 nucleotides long. RefSeq names its product TBC1 domain family, member 22B (gene tbc1d22b). NCBI's taxonomy places the organism in Eukaryota, Metazoa, Chordata, Actinopteri, Moronidae. Gene Ontology annotation, biological process: activation of GTPase activity. The transcript is spliced from 14 exons. Gene Ontology annotation, molecular function: GTPase activator activity. Bases 230 to 1789 code for a protein of 519 amino acids. The record is from RefSeq and is a predicted model, not a curated record.